AUGCCCGGCGACGGCAGCUUCCGAUACCGCGAUGGUAUUGCAGUCGCCCAAGUCAUUGCAUUCUUCGCCUCUCUCCUUUUUAGCUUCUCGUUCUAUUACCUUGGCCGAAUCAGCUGGUUCUGCAUCGCCGUGUUCUCACUCAUCCGCCUCGUCGGCGCCAGCUGCAUGCUAGGCACUAUCAACAAUGACUCCGAUGGUCUCUGGGCAGGUGUAUUUGUCUGUGAAUCACUAGGCAUGAUUCUAAUCAUUUUCUUAUUACUUGAGAUGUUAGAGUGGAUAAAUAAAUCUACCCCCACAAUACAUCGUCGAAUCUUCAUCAUCCCUCAAAUCAUCACCUGGAUCGACAUCGGCAUUUCCAUUACAGGCUUCAUCAUCGUCACUCACAAGGACCAUGCCCUCCUUCCGACUCCGUACAGUCGUGUCGGAAUCACUUUGGUCGCUGCUAUUUAUCUCUGGAUGGUGGUCACGUUUGUGGUGUUUUGGCUACGUCGUGGAUACUAUUCUUCCAUGGAACGAAGGGCCUUGAUGUGUGUUGCGGCUUGGAAAUUCGACGGCGUAUUUGACUAUGACUAUGUUCCCGGAGGUGGCGAUCAUUGCAUUGAGUAUAUGGUCGAUUUGGGGGAUUCCGUUGCUGUCAAAGGGUAG
Molecule: messenger RNA, 645 nt
Organism: Aspergillus tanneri
Lineage: Eukaryota; Fungi; Ascomycota; Eurotiomycetes; Eurotiales; Aspergillaceae
Exons: 3
Coding region: 1-645 (214 amino acids)
Source: RefSeq, a predicted model, not a curated record